AUGUGGGAGGACUUGGUUCUUAGGUCCAUUGCUAAGAUCGACAGGAACGACUUCUUGCGCUAUUUUCCCCUCGUCUGCCUCCCCAAGGUCGGCCCUUCGGAGGAUCCUCUGGCGGGACUCGAGACGUUUGAUGGUCCGGGGCCCUGGGACAGGACCUUGCUGGAGAUAGAGGUGGAGAACCCCAUGGACCUUGCGGCUGGCCGCAAGAAGAUGCUCGUAUUCUCCGGGAACGACUACUUGAACCUCUCCUCCCACCCCGCCGUACGCCAGGCCGCCGCCAAGGUCUCCGCGGCUCCAAAUGGCUUCCUUAGAUCCCUAAAAAAAACACUUUUUUCUUCGAUGAAGAUUAUUUCUCUCCUGUCUUAAUGGUCUCUCGCCUCGGUGAGACAUGCAGGCCGCGUUAGCGUACGGCAUGGGCCCGAGAGCGUCCUCUCUGAUCACUGGCCACACAGACUACCACCGCCUGCUGGAGAGCAAUUUGGCGGAGAUGCACAAGAAGGAGGCCUGCAUUAUCACCCCCACGGGCUUCGCCGCCAACACGGCCUUCCUCUCGGCUCUGGGGAGCAUCGCCUCCCUCACUUCGGCCGGCAGAAGGCCGGCUAAACACGAGAAGAUAGCCAUCUUCUCCGACGGCCUCAACCACGCUUCCAUCAUCGACGGGCUGCGCAUGGUGGAUCGUCACCAGGAAGCCGACGUCAUUGUGUACAGGCACAACGACAUGGGCCACCUCGACGAGCUCCUCUCCAACUCCCCCGCUGAGAGGAAGGUCGUCUACACCGACAGGCAAGCACAAGGGAUCCCUUCCCUCCUCUGGAUUGACUUCAUACCCCACCUGCUACCAUGCAAAACCUAAUUAGAUUUCGUUUCUCUGCCGUAGAACAGCAUCUUCAGCAUGGAAGGAGACUUCGCCCCUAUGCUGGAGCUAGUUCAGCUCCGGAAGAAGCACGGGUUCCUUUUUGUCAUUGACGAUGUGAGUAAACAUCGAUGCAUCAUAUCCUCCGAUCAACAUGGUCGCGCCGUCUUUCUUAUAACUGUUCUUCAGUUUAGUGAUCGAUCUAUUUAACUUGCAGGCCCAUACGACGCUCGUCUGUGGCAAGCAUGGGGGCGGCAUUACGGAGGUCUACGGCAUCGAGGACCAGAUCGACAUAUGCGUUGGGAGCUUGAGCAAGGCCACCGGCUGUAUGGGGGGGUUCAUUGCUUGCAGCAAGAAUUGGAAGAAACUGAUCCAAGGGAAGGGCCGCCCUUACAUCUUUUCCACGGCGUCGCCGUUACCCGUCGUCGCCGGUUGCUGCGGUAGUUUCCCUUCCAUUUUGCCUCCCCCUAAUUGAUUCAUCGACGGAGUGGUAAGCACCGCCGAGUGACAAAGAUCUAAUCUUUUGUGGGGUGGGAAUGCAGCCGCUGUUAUGGUGGCGAAGAAGGAGUCCUGGCGCCGGGAAGCAGUGUGGAGGAGGGUGCAAGAGUUCUCUGCCAUGACUGGCCACCAAGUAUCAAGCCCCAUCAUUUCCCUCGUCGUAGGCACGGAAGAGGCGGCGCUGCGCGCUAGCAAGCACAUGCUGGACUGCGGAUUCCAUCUGACGGCGAUCAGGCCCCCGGCGGUUGCUCCUGAUGCUUGCCGGCUGCGUUUGACGCUGACGGCCUCCCACACCACGGAGGAUAUCAGGAGGCUCGUGGCUGCACUCUCCCAGUGCAUUCAUUCUUUUCCAGUGACGACAGAUCACAUCGCGGCUGGACUUCAGUUUCCCAAGCUCUAA
Messenger RNA from Spirodela intermedia, 1751 nucleotides. NCBI's taxonomy places the organism in Eukaryota, Viridiplantae, Streptophyta, Magnoliopsida, Alismatales, Araceae. The record is from the annotation of a GenBank genome assembly.